CUCCACGUUUGGUGUUGUUGUGAUGAGACCUGCUGGUGACUAUCUCCGUAUAAGUUAUUGUUACUCCUGAUAUUUGUAUUCGGUUGCAUCCGGAAAUAUUAUUCUGUAUAUAAGAUAAUUGCAGAGUACUGAAUAAUGCCAGCAACGCCAAUAUUAAAGAAACAGGCGCCUGCCGCGUCUUCUGCUUGUAAACGGGUAGUUUUCAACACAAGUCAAACUAUUCACUCUAUAAUACUGAAAUUUCGAGAAUCUGGUGAUUCCUCGCAUUUUUCUAGUUUGUUUAAUGACUUGUCAACUUCAGGGUCUAAGUCUGAGCUUUUAUUAUGGCUGUCUCAAAUGACAGAAUGUGUGCCAUUGUUAGACAGACAAGCUGAUAAAAUAGUCUUGCAGUUUUUGAAAAUUCCUUGGUAUAAAUCCAAGGAACUUGCAGCAGCUGCUAAGAGCUUUGUCAUCACUUUGGUCACAGCUCAUAAUUAUUAUACCUACUCCGUACUCAAGCAGCUGUUUACAUCCUUAAUACCAGAUGUUAAUGAGGAUGAUGAGAGCCUCCUGGUGAAAGCAGGGUUGUUGACUGAGGAGAAAGAAGUUUGCCAGCAAUUAAUCUUGACCUCUAUUGUUGCCAUCCAUAAUCAUGUACCCAUGUGCCGUGACACCUUGCUGGUGUUAGCAAGGAAAUGCAUGCCCUAUUUUAGACGACAUGUUCAUCAACAUGCAGUUUAUACUUUUAACUUGUUACAACUGGCCAACCAGCUUCCUCGCUUAAGAAUGGCUCUUCUAGAAAUUGUUAUCACCAACAUGGUUACAAUUGAUGUUCAUAUACCCCGCUCUGAGCUGGCUACAUUAGAUGAGGAUGAUGAUGAUGAUAGCAGUGAAGAAGAAGAUGUAUUUGAUAUGGAAGUGGAUGAGCCAAAGGAGAAGGAAGGCAAGGUUGCUAGCGAAUCAUCCUGUGCCAUGAAUCACAAGGAUGGGAAUACUCUGGACGUGCUCAUGGCUAUAAUGCUUCAGUAUGUUCAUGAUGUUUGCCAUGGCUUUAAUGAACCUAGAAAACCAACAGUACUUAGUGAAAAUAGUGCUGAUGUUAAAUCUACCCCACAAAUAAGAGAUAGUAAACAGUUGUGCCAGGCAGGGAGUGUCUCUCUCAGUGGUAAUGACAACAGUUUAACAGUUGGAUGUGAAUGUGGUGGGAGAGAACAUGAUUUAGCGGCACUAAAACUCCUUUUCACAGAUUUAAAAGAAGUGUUCUCCAGCAUCAUCUUGCGUACUUUUGCAUCAUGCCAUGUUCAGUUUUUAGUCUUUUAUCUUCUUGCCUUACGACCAGGCCUGGCUACUAUCUUCUUAGAAUUUUUAAGAGUUAAGCAGUUUGAGAAUCCUAAUUGUUCAAGGGAUGUGAGACAAAAUGCCAUGGCUUAUAUUGGUAGUCUCUUGGCACGAGGAAAAUUCAUACCAUUCAGUCAUGUUCAUUCGUGCUUGGAGGUAAUCUGCAUUUGGUGCAACACUUACCUUGAUAACCAGGAAAUGAUGAGAGCUACAAACUAUGAGGACUUCCUGCUUCAUUCACCAUUCUACUAUGCCUGUCAGACGGUAUUUUAUGUAUUUACCUUCAGAUAUCGAGAAUAUACGAAAGACAGCAAAAGGCUGGCAUUGGCACGCAGCCUCAACCUGGAGAGACUUGUUAUGAGCCAGCUGAACCCCCUGAGAAUUUGUGCCCCACCUGUUGUCAGCAACUUUGCAGCUGUUACUCGCCGUUUCCAACUAGCAUACUGUUAUACCAUUAUGGAGAAUAAUAAAAGAUUUGGGAUCCCUGCUGCAAGUGUAGAUGAACAUAGAUGUGCAGGCAACACGACCCUUAACAUGUUAUUUCCAUUUGAUCCAUAUCUUUUGCAAAGAUCUAAGAUCUACAUUGAAGACCAUUACAGAGAAUUUGAUGGUUUGCCAGAAGAUGUAGUAAAGAGUCAGGAGACAACCAUGGAUACAGAUGCUCAGGAUAUAAUUGUUACUCCAAAAUCAUUUGAUUUCUCGUAUGGUUCAUCACCUGGAUACAGAAAGUGGCAGGGUGGGUUCCUUCCUUCAGACCAUUUAGUGGAAGGUGUUUUUCCCUUGUGAGUUGUAGACUGCACAGCAACAGUAGAGGAGACUUCUGUAGAUUGUACUGUAGUUUUCUCGGUUUUGUUCAGACAUCAAUUAUUCCAUAUAUUAUUUUUUUAAGUUUCAGUUGCCAAUAUGGGUAUACCUCGAUUUAUAAUGACAUGUUCCAAGCAGUUUAAAUGGCUACAGCAUGUAGAAAUUAAAUUUUUUAUAAGCCACUUGCAUCUUUUGCACCUAGCUCCAUGCUUUAGCAAAACUCUCCAGAAAUUUCUUGUAUUUUCCAAGCAAUUAACCCUAUUUUGAGAUGUUAGGAAGUGACCAGCAAAUGAAAUGAGCAGCAGCAAUACAGCUAGUGGUAUCAGACUAUGUGACGCCAUCAUUUCAGAUGUUAGGUUGAAGGUGAUAAGGCAUUUUAAGGAUAAAUUUGUUUUGCAAAAUGUCAUUUUAUUAUGCGUUUUGAGAAGUUUUGGUUUUUGAAGAAUGCAUUUCCAAACUGGAUAAAUAUGAUUCAGUUUACAAUAGGGUUGUUAAGAACACAACCUAAAGUAAAUCAAGGUAUACCUUUAUUGUAUAUAGAUUUAUAUUCAGAGGUGUUGAACAUGUAGGUAAUUUAUGGACAAGAGCUGGGUUCUCAUGUAUUGAAUUAAAGCACAUGUUUUAAUGUGU
Messenger RNA from Homarus americanus (American lobster), 2751 nucleotides. It is a transcript of the gene Tif-IA, whose product is annotated as RNA polymerase I-specific transcription initiation factor RRN3-like. Gene Ontology annotation, biological process: transcription initiation at RNA polymerase I promoter. Lineage: Eukaryota; Metazoa; Arthropoda; Malacostraca; Decapoda; Nephropidae. The transcript is spliced from 10 exons. The record is from RefSeq and is a predicted model, not a curated record. Bases 136 to 2103 code for a protein of 655 amino acids. Gene Ontology annotation, cellular component: nucleus. Gene Ontology annotation, molecular function: RNA polymerase I core binding; RNA polymerase I general transcription initiation factor activity.